Molecule: messenger RNA, 738 nt
Organism: Rotaria sp. Silwood1
Lineage: Eukaryota; Metazoa; Rotifera; Eurotatoria; Philodinida; Philodinidae
Source: the annotation of a GenBank genome assembly
UUAAACUGUUGUGAAACACUGAUUAUAACAGAUCUUAAAAACAUUUGUGAUCGAAGAUGAUCACGCUCUUGACGACAAUCUGAAAACUGAAGCUCGUUAAACUGAAAAAUUUUGUAAUAUGUUACUCAGACUGAAGGUCAGAAAGUUUCUAGAUCAACGAUACUUACAUAGUCGUGACUUUUGCAUAGAAAAAAAAAUUUUUAAUAUUGUGAAACACGAUCUAGAAUAAGUGUUCAACGGUUUAGGGAUAGAAAUGUGGACCCUCUUUCCACAGGUCAUGACAGACGGGCUUCUGAAAUUACGUUUUUAAUACACGAUUGGCAAUCAUAUAUCAUCAACAUCUCAUGAAAAUAUAUAAACUACGUCCUUAUUGCAGUUCUAGAGAGUAUCGUGGUUCAUAUUUCAAUCUUACAGAGAUUGCACGUACAGCUUUAUUUAUUUUUUUUUUCUAGGUUGUCACUUGUAGAAGGCGUGCUAUUUUCUAAUGGAACGCUUCACUCUUCUUCUCCUUUGUUUUUUAUGCGAACGUCAGAGCUUUUGGCAACUUUAUAGCAAGUAAUAGUGAUUUCGAUGAAGUACAUGUCGAGAUUUUAUUAAAAAAAAAAGAAAUAAAAAUUUUUUAAGGAUGUGACAAUGUAUAAAUUAUCAACAAAAUCAUUAAUAAUUUUCUCAUCCGAUGGAGAUUGUCAACAUGAAUAUAAAUUUGGUGAAGUCAAUGGUCUUGCUUCACUCGUUUAA